GCCGGUGACCCGGAUGUUCACUCCUAGGCACCCGGGGAAGUGGAAGCGCCGGGCCCUGCUGCCGCCGCCGCCGCCGCCGCCGCCGGAGGAGAGUCAGACACAGCGGGACCGACCGGGACUGGAAGUGGGGCCGCCGCCAUGAGUGACCAGCAGUUGGAUUGUGCCUUGGACUUAAUGAGGCGCCUGCCUCCUCAGCAAAUUGAGAAGAACCUCAGCGACUUGAUUGACUUGGUCCCCAGCCUGUGCGAAGAUCUUCUGUCCUCCGUUGAUCAGCCCUUGAAAAUUGCUAGAGAUAAGGUGGUGGGAAAGGAUUAUCUUUUAUGUGACUACAACAGAGAUGGAGAUUCCUAUAGGUCACCUUGGAGCAACAGGUAUGACCCUCCAUUGGAAGAUGGGGCCAUGCCAUCCGCUCGCCUGCGUAAGCUGGAGGUAGAAGCCAACAAUGCCUUUGACCAGUACCGAGACCUGUAUUUUGAAGGUGGUGUCUCCUCUGUCUACCUCUGGGAUCUGGAUCAUGGCUUUGCUGGAGUGAUCCUCAUUAAGAAGGCUGGCGAUGGAUCAAAGAAGAUCAAAGGCUGUUGGGAUUCCAUCCAUGUGGUGGAAGUUCAGGAGAAAUCCAGUGGCCGCACUGCCCAUUACAAGCUGACCUCCACAGUGAUGCUGUGGCUGCAGACCAAUAAAUCGGGCUCCGGCACCAUGAACCUCGGAGGCAGCCUCACCAGACAGAUGGAAAAAGAUGAAACCGUGUGUGACUCUUCCCCACAUAUAGCCAACAUUGGACGCCUGGUAGAGGAUAUGGAAAAUAAAAUCAGAAGUACGCUGAACGAGAUCUACUUUGGGAAAACAAAGGACAUUGUCAACGGGCUCAGAUCUAUUGACGCUAUCCCUGACAACCAAAAGUUUAAGCAGUUGCAGAGGGAGCUUUCUCAAGUGCUGACUCAGCGCCAGAUCUCCAUCCAACCCGAUAACUAAGCCGAUCCAGGUCUGUGCAGACUUUUGCAGACAAAUCAAAGCAAGAAGCCCUUAAGAAUGAUCUGGUGGAGGCUUUGAAGAGGAAGCAGCAAAGUUAAAUCCCUCCUCCCGCUAACAACCGCUGUGCACUCACUAGAUUCCUUUCUUAGAGAACUCUGCCUCGCCACCCUCCCCGUGUCACGUAACAGUCCGCAUCCGAGCUGCGCCAGCUCUCCCGUCAAUAAAGCUGUAUAAGCCUUCUCAGUCUGAGGCCCACUUUCCACCACAUCUUCCUCCAAGACCUUCCUUCUGGGCUUCCAAUGGGGAGACCACAAGUUGUUGUUGGGUUGGGUUUUUUGGGGUUUGGUUUUUUUUUUUUUGGUUCUUUCUUCCCUUGAUGUCCCCUUCUCCUCCCCGUCCCCACUCCAUUUCUAGGCAGCAAACACAGUCCAUCUUGUCUGUCCAGCCUGCCCUCCCACCUUUUUGUUACAUUGGUGUAAAAAAUGUAAAACAAAAAAAAUUUAUGAAAUACUGUGGUGUGUGAAAGGAAAAACUGGAAAUCCAAUUCCACGUGUGUGUGGGAGUUGUUUGGGGUGGGGGUGGGGGGAGCCAAGAGGGAUUGGUGAGGGAGGGGAGGCAGCUCUGAGAGGAGGCUGAGGUGGGUCCUCAGUGUUGUUCUCUAGACUCACCCCCAGUCCCAAGGAGACGCUAUUUUCGGGGGAAGGGUGGGGGGGAGGGAGCGGGAAAUCUGCUUUACCGUUCUGCUCUUCUAUCUAGCCUGAAUCCAGGCGCUUUUCUGUCGAUUUUUAUGGAAUGCAAAAAGGGGGGUUUUUUUGUUUGUUUUAUUUCGGUUUUUUUUGUAAAGCUUAAACUGAAAAAAAAAAUUAAAUAAAAAUAAAUCUACAUCUUA
Messenger RNA from Dromiciops gliroides (monito del monte), 1861 nucleotides. RefSeq names its product capping actin protein of muscle Z-line subunit beta (gene CAPZB). NCBI's taxonomy places the organism in Eukaryota, Metazoa, Chordata, Mammalia, Microbiotheria, Microbiotheriidae. Gene Ontology annotation, biological process: barbed-end actin filament capping; regulation of lamellipodium assembly; negative regulation of filopodium assembly. The transcript is spliced from 10 exons. Bases 139 to 972 code for a protein of 277 amino acids. The record is from RefSeq and is a predicted model, not a curated record. Gene Ontology annotation, cellular component: F-actin capping protein complex; cytoplasm. Gene Ontology annotation, molecular function: actin filament binding.